This is a messenger RNA of Mesoplodon densirostris (Blainville's beaked whale), 1113 nucleotides long. Its product is annotated as C2 calcium-dependent domain-containing protein 4A-like. The coding region runs from base 1 to 1113 and encodes 370 amino acids. The transcript has a single exon. The record is from RefSeq and is a predicted model, not a curated record. NCBI's taxonomy places the organism in Eukaryota, Metazoa, Chordata, Mammalia, Artiodactyla, Ziphiidae.
AUGCGGCUCCUCGGGAAACUCCGCGCCUCGGCCGCGGGCCGCGCGGCUCUGGAGCCUGCCUUCUCCAAUGUGCUCACCCCGGACCGCAUCCCCGAGUUCUGCAUCCCACCGCGGCUGCCCGCGCCCUGCGCGCCCGUGUCCUCGCCCCAGGCCGCCGCCCUACCCCGGCGGUGCGCUGCAGAGCCGCACCUUUGGCCUCGAGGAGCCUACGACGGCGCGGGGCACACGGACUGGGACCCACGCUCGCAGGCCGCGCUCUCGCUGCCGCACCUGCCCCGGGCGCGCACCGCCUACGGCUUCUGCGCGCUACUCGAGAGCCCGCACACCCGCCGCAAGGAGUCGCUCUUCCUCGGGGGCUCGGGCACCGCCCCGCUCCUUCCCGCGCCCCGCCCCCGGGCCCGCACCUACGGCGGCGGCGGAGACACCCCCCUCGCGCCCCCGGGAAGAGUCCCUGCUGCGCCUCCCGCGGCCCCCGGCGGCCCCCGCCCGACCCCGGUUGCGCUCGCCCCGCGCCCCCACGGCCGCCGCCUCCUGCGCGCUCCCGAGGGGCUGUUGCGCCGCGCGCUGCGGGCCGGGAGGAGCCGAGGCCUGGCCCUCGCCCGCUCCGUCUCCAGCGGGGACGGGGAUGACGACGACGACGACGGGCGCCGCGCCGGCUCCUGGUCCCCGGCCCGGGCCCCCGCCACGUCCCCUCCGCCGCCCCCCGACCCUCGGCCCGAGCGCCUGGAGGCCGAGGGCACCGUGACUCUGGACCGCGCCGGCGGCGCCUUGCGCCUGGCCGUCGAGUACAGUCGGGACAGCGGGCGCCUCCGCGUCCGGCUGCUCCGCGCCGAGGGCCCGGCCGGAGGGGCCGCCGAGCCCCGCGCCCCCGUCGGCUGCCGCGUCAGCUUCGUCCUGCAGCCGCCGGGCCAGACGCUCCGGCCGCGGGGCGCCGUGGUCCGGCGGAGCCGCCGGGCGGUCUUGGAGCAGGACUUGUGCUUGGACGGGCUCUCGGAGGACGAGGUGCGCCACCUGGCCGUGCGCGUCAAGGCUGAGAACCGGGGCCGCGGGCUGGAGCGGGGCCGCCUGCUGGGCCAGGGCGAGCUGCUGCUGGGCCCCCUCCUGCCCCUCUGA